Molecule: messenger RNA, 1733 nt
Organism: Pygocentrus nattereri (red-bellied piranha)
Lineage: Eukaryota; Metazoa; Chordata; Actinopteri; Characiformes; Serrasalmidae
Product: acidic mammalian chitinase-like
Exons: 11
Coding region: 108-1517 (469 amino acids)
Biological process (GO): carbohydrate metabolic process; chitin catabolic process
Cellular component (GO): extracellular region
Molecular function (GO): chitin binding; chitinase activity
Source: RefSeq, a predicted model, not a curated record
AUAAACUCUAUCCAUCUGCUUACCAGUACAGCAAUUUAGUAAAGACUACCUCUCUACUUGACUUGAGAGAAGAAAUCAAGCUGGAAUACAAGAGUGGUGGCAUCAACAUGGCUAGGCUUACACUUCUAGCAGGCUUGUGCUUGGUGCUGUGCCACUUUGCAUCUUCCAAGCAAAUGGUGUGCUAUUUCACCAACUGGUCCCAGUACAGACCGGGUGUUGGGAAGUACAUGCCCUCCAAUGUGGAUCCCUUCCUCUGCACACAUCUGAUUUAUGCCUUCUCUAUGAUUAACCAUGCCAAUGAGCUUGUCACAUAUGAAUGGAAUGAUGAAACCCUCUACCAGGCCUUUAAUGCCCUGAAGAACAGGAAUCCCACUCUUAAAACUCUUCUGGCUGUUGGUGGAUGGAAUUUCGGCUCAAACCAGUUCUCCAUUAUGGUGUCCAAUGCUGCUAACCGUCAAAAGUUCAUCCAGUCCUCCAUCGCAUUCCUGAGAACACAUGGAUUUGAUGGUCUGGACCUGGACUGGGAAUACCCUGGAUCCAGAGGCAGCCCUCCUGAGGACAAGCAGAGAUUCACCCUGUUGUGCAAGGAACUGCUGGAAGCUUAUGAAGCAGAAGGAAAAGCUACUGGGCGGCCUCGACUCAUGUUUACUGCUGCAGUAUCAGCUGGCAAAGGCACAAUUGAUGCUGGAUAUGAAAUUGCUGAGAUUGCCAAGUACCUAGAUUUCAUCAAUGUGAUGACCUAUGACUUCCAUGGAACUUGGGAAAGAUUCACAGGACACAACAGCCCCCUGUACCAGGGAGCUCAUGAUGAGGGAGAUCUCAUUUACUUCAACACGGACUAUGCCAUGAGGUAUUGGAGGGACAAUGGUACCCCUGUGGAGAAACUGAGGAUGGGAUUUGCCACAUACGGUCGUACUUUCCGCCUCACCUCUACAGCUGAUGGAGUUGGAGAUCCAGCUAGCGGACCUGCCUCUGCUGGAUCCUACACCCGUGAAGCUGGAUUCUGGUCCUACUAUGAGAUCUGUGGCUUCCUUGAGGGAACAAAAAUCCAGUGGAUUGAGGAUCAGAGAGUACCCUAUGCCACCAAAAAUGGUGAAUGGGUUGGUUUUGACACCAAAGAGAGCUUUGAGAUCAAGGCACGCUAUCUGAAUGACAACAAGUAUGGAGGGGCUUUUGUUUGGGCUCUGGAUUUAGAUGACUUUGCUGGGCAGUUCUGUGGGCAAGGGAACCAUCCUCUAAUGGCCCAUCUACACAACCUUCUGGAUAUCGAAUGGCCUCCAAUGCCACCCACUACCACCCUCAAACCUGGUGUCACAACUACACCAACAACAACCACAACUACUACACACAAGCCUGGACCAGGCUUCUGCAAUGGAAAGCCAGAUGGAAUUUACGCUCACCCUGAUGACCCCAGCAGAUAUUAUGACUGUCUAACUGGUGAAACUUAUGACAGGAAAUGCGGACCUGGCACAGUGUUCAAUGACACAUGCAAGUGCUGUGCUUGGACUACACAUUAAGCCCCAACUAUUGUACAAUGGACUCAAAUGAAUUCUUAAAAACUUAAAAGCCAGUUUCUGGAAGCGAUACUGUGUUUUGACCUUAGUGCAUUUCUUGUGCAUUCUAUGGAUAAAUACAACCUGUUUUUCUAUUUGAAAGAAUGAACAAUUAAUGUUUAAUGUCUAGGUUAUUCAGAAUGUUAGCAUUCUGUUUUUGUCAAUAAAGAAUAAACUACA